UUGGUUAGUUCGAAAGUUGCUAAAGAAACCACAUCGUCACCAGACAGUUCUGUAACCAGCGUACAUUGUGGUUCCCCGAGUUCCAGCAGCCAACCAAAAUUCGACUUCACACAACUUGCCAAGAGUAUCGAGAAUGAGAAGAAGGUAUCAGAUGGCUACAGUAUCUAUAAUCACUGUCUAGGCGGUGGUAGAGCUUCAAGGCCAAAAAAGGAGUUCAUCUGCAAAUACUGUAACCGUCACUUUACUAAGUCUUAUAAUCUGUUAAUUCAUGAGCGUACCCAUACCGACGAGAGACCCUAUGUUUGUGAAACCUGUCAUAAAGCUUUUCGAAGACAAGAUCAUCUUCGUGAUCAUCGAUUCAUUCAUUCAAAAGAGAAACCAUUUAAAUGCAAAAUGUGCCAAAGAGGGUUCUGUCAGUCACGCACACUACAGGUCCACUUAGUAUCCGCUCAUAAAGAACCUGGAAACGAACUCCGAAAAACUCAAAAACCUGUUCCGAUCAAAUCCAGUACCUCACUGUCCAACUUCUAA
Enterobius vermicularis (human pinworm) is the source of this 531-nucleotide messenger RNA. Lineage: Eukaryota; Metazoa; Nematoda; Chromadorea; Rhabditida; Oxyuridae. The record is from the annotation of a GenBank genome assembly.